UUACUUGUAAAUGUGUGUUAGACGCGUCCUUGUAACGUCGACGCGAUAGGGUGCUCUGUCGCAUUGAUUUUUCUAUAAACCGAGCUAGUAAAUAUUGGUUAGCGCUCGUUAAUCAGUAUAAGAUGUCUUAGAGGUUAACGGUGUCGGCCGUAUAAACAUUCAUUGGUGGCCGCCGACGAACAUAAAAGUGUUUAGUUUAUCUCCUUCAUUCCGUUUGGAGCAACUAGAGGUAUCGCACGUACGUACUAUAUUAUACAAAAUUUUGGACUAAAUCGCGCUUAUUAACGUUUGAGAAACCACACCAGUGAAUCUCCAAAAUGGCAAGCAGUACAUGGGAGGAAUUCUUCGCGGUCCACCUGCCCCCACCAGACUUUGAAGACAACCGCUCCCUGCUGAAGGAGUUCUGUGAGCGGCAUGACCAGUACGGCAACAAAAUUGUUCUUGUCACUUCUGGUGGUACAACAGUCCCCUUAGAACACAACACGGUCCGUUUCGUGGACAACUUCAGCGCGGGCACCCGUGGCGCGUCUUCUGCCGAGUACUUCCUUGAACAGGGGUAUGCGGUCAUCUUCAUGCAUCGCCAGAAGUCGCUGGAACCGUUCACGAGGCACUUCACUGGACAGAAGCUGCUGGAUAUGCUUGAGAUUCAGGAUAGAGGACCUAAUACUUCUAUUUCAGUGAAACCAGACAGCGUCGACGUGCUAGCACCCAUCCUCCUCCGCUACAAGGCAGCUCACGCGGCGGGCGCGAUCCUGCACGUGUCAUUCACCACUGUAUCUGAGUACUUCUGGCUGUUACGCGCCGCCUGCGAGUGUCUGGCCAACCUGGGUGCUAGGGCCAUGCUGUAUCUAGCUGCCGCUGUGUCCGAUUUCUAUAUACCUAAGGAUCGAGUGCCUACCCACAAGAUGCAGUCAGCCUGUGGUGCCCCCAUCAUCCAACUGCACUUAGUACCCAAGAUGUUGGCUCCCCUCGUCAACCUGUGGGUGCCCGAGGCUUACGUGGUCUCCUUCAAGUUGGAGACCGAUGAGAAUCUGCUCAUACCUAAAGCGAGGGCUGCGCUUGACAAGUAUAAGCAUAAGAUGGUGGUAGCAAACUUGCUGCAGACCCGGCACCACCGCGUGAUCCUGGUGUCCCCCGACGUGUCCCAGGAGAUCGUGCUCACCAGGGAAGAGGUUCAUGCUGGCGUGGACAUCGAGUCGUCGAUCGUGUGCGAGAUAGUCCGCGUGCACGCGCUGCACAUGCGGCACGCGGGCGAGCCCGUGUCGCCGCCGCGCUCGCCGCGCUGAUGCGUCCGCCGCCGCCGCCUCUACCUCACCAACCAGUAGGCGCGGCGCCCACACGUGUGCGGAAAUGUGGACGAACUCUGCUCAGCGGUGGUGAACUAGUGGACUGUGUGUGGCGAGCAGUGGACUCCAUGUGGUGAACAGGUGGACUAUGUGCUGAGCAGUGGACUAAUUGUGGCGAACGAAUGGACUAUUUGUGCAGUGAAAUAUGUUACUUACAGUUGACGAAAUGUGCUGAACAGUGAACUAUAUAUGCUGAAUAGUGAACUGUAAGUGCUGAACAGUGGACUAUGUGUUCUGAUCAGUGAACUAUGUGCUGAAUAGUUAAAUAUGUUUUCUGAACAGUGAACUAUUUGUGCUAAUUAGUGGACUACAUGCGGAACAGUGGACCAUAUGUGCUGAACAGUAAAAUAUAAGUGUUGAACACUUGACUUAACGUGCUGAAAAGUGUGUUAUAUUUGCUGAACUCUUGACUUCAUAUGCUGAACAGUUGACUGUAAAUGCUGAAAAGUUGACUAUAUUAUGUGGUGAACAUUAAACUAAACAGUGAAUAGUGAUCUAAAACUUGAUGAGUGUAUAAUCAUCGUACUUCACUGCUGUGACCACGCUCGCCGCUGCCUUUACCUCGCGAAAAAAAAAAGAACUUUAAACUGAACAGUGAACAUUGUACUGAUCUGUGCAUGUUGUAAUAAACAAUGGUUUUCACAGUAGGUAAAUAGUGAACUGUAUGACAAACUAAAACUUGAUGCGUGUAUUUACAUCGAGUUAUUUCACACGCUGGUGUGAAUGCGCGCCAUACGACUUGUCUAAAAAGUCCUUAUAUCAACAGUUGAGUUUGACGCUUUGAUGUGAACAGUGGACUUCAUAAUGAACAGUGAACUAAAAGUUCAUGCACUUUUAAUGUGUUGUCAUCGUAAUGUGUACUUUACAUAUGGCUAGCGGGCCAACCCGUCUUGCUGGUAUCUCUGUACCAGCCAGUAAGCGUAACGUUUGUGUAGUUGGAACUCUGUAGUGGAUUGUGGACUACUACGUGUGUACUACAGAACAUUAAAUUUAAAGAACAGGAUGCUUUUUUGUAUUGGAACUUUCUUCUGGAAAGAACCGUGAAGUGCCCGAGCAAUCGUGUAUAAACUAUGAUUCGUUUUGUUGUUCAUAGACGAACAGUCAUGCAAUGUUUGAACUAUGUGCUGUUUGCAGCAAAUGAAAGUAACGUUCAUGCUAAUAAUGGUGAUAUACAGAGCAAAAACAUUCAACUGGUAAACCAAGAAAACUCUCUCAAAGAAAAAUAGUGAUCGAAAAAUUACAAAUUGUUUGUACGACGAGUGGUAACUUACUAAAAGUUCCCGCGCUCCCGAGCUUGAAGACUAUCUUAGCGAAUACAACUACUUAUGUGACUCAAAUAAAAUCAUGACAAAACUUUUUCUCUCAUGCUGAAAAUGUACGUGAAGUUCAUGAACGUUCUAAGCGAUGUAAGGUCAUCGUAAAAUGACACUUAUGACUUCUCAAUACACGUGUGUGUUAAAUGUAUCAUAUAAUACUAUGUGUUCCCAGUGUUUAAAUAUAACAAUAAAUGUCUAUUCAUGCACGUUUUUCGAACUGUAUCAAAGAUGCGCGUUCAGGCAUUGGAUACAUUGGAGUGAUACAUCACCCUAAAAAGACUAUGAUCAUGAAAAUAGUAACAUAAGCUGUGAAUGUUUAUACAUCUCGGUGUUUUAUCUGUUUGUAUACCUGUAAACUAUAUUUUAAUGUCUCAAAUACAGCUGUAUAUAAAAAUUCUAAUGUCUCAUCGUGACUUAAAUGACUUGCUAAGUUCUUACAGUAAAAGAAGACCAAACAAGCAUGGCAUCAAUGUAAAAAGUAUUUGCCACGCAACAUGCAAAAGCAAGUAAACAUACGGGUCACGGACGCCAUUAGACGUCAAUAUUAAAAACACUUCAGUAGGUAACAGCUUACGUCAAAGAAUGAACUUAAAAAUAUUAUGCCUUAUCCGAAAAUCUGACCUUGUGUGCUUGCAAAAAUAUAAACAAACUAUAUAUUUAAACAAGUAUCAGCUAAAAUAUGAGCAUCAAUGAAAAUAAAAGUACAUAAUGAGUUCAGUAAGGUCGUUGACUCUCAACAAAUGGGUUGUGAGCGAAAUCUACCGAUAUAAGAGAGAUAGCCCUUGCCGUUAUUGAGGUCAACUACGUUAGUGGUGUAGCGGGUGAAAAACAAAGGCUUUGGCUGAUGAAAUCUUUUCAUACUGAUACAUAAGCAAGCUAAAAUAACGAGUAUUUUUUUAAACGAACAUAAAAUAUUGCCUUUCGACCCUGAGUUUUUUUUAACAACGACUAAAAUCAUCAAAGGACUCCCGCUAUGGUUUAGCAGCGGUGAGGGAGUGUCAGACUAUUAGUGACUAAAAACCGUGGUGUUCCGUCGUAGGCCUUUUAUAUACCACGGCCGCGGUAACUAUUUCGAACAAUCCCGCAGGCAGGCCUUGGCCCUGCUGGGCCACGCUGGGGCUUAAUUCCCCAUUCUGGGAUUGUUUUUAAAAUUAAACAUGCAACCAGCAGAAUAUUUAAAUAAAAAUAACUUAUAUCGUGUAUUUAUUAGGAUAUCACCUCUCGAUUUGCCCCAGUAACAUCUGUAGCUAGAUUUUAUAUGUCUGUAACUUUUAUUAAAAUAUCUAAAUGUAACAUUAUAUCGAUUGUAAAUACGAGUAAUAUUCAAAAAUAUUAUUAAAUAAAUUUAUCUAUCAUCAGAACUUCCAAUAGGAUUUUAAAUGUUAACUUUAUGGAAAAUAGUAAAACUACAUGUGUAAUAUUUAUUAUUGUAUUUUGUAAUAGACAACACUGUUAACAACAAAAAUGGAUUUUUAAACAAUUGAAUAUUUAAAUAAAAUGUUCUUCCAUUUCUGUUGUUAAUAGAAUACAUAUUUUGUUGUUAGUAAAUGGUUUGAUGUGUAGGCUAACAUCGAAUUUCAAAAAAGUGUCUAUCUGCCAAUUUACUUACUAGAGAUAGGAUUUGUCUGGUAAGCAAGUCAGAUAGAUAAAUUAUUGAAAUGUUCCUUAAUUGGGUACUAGUAUAAUACAGUACCUGUAGCGUAAGAAUGGCAGGCCUUAGAUGCAGGUGAGCCUAAAUGAACAGCGGAGUUCAAUAUCACUCGAUAUGAUUAUGAAUUUUAAUACAAAACAUUAUAGAAUGUUGGAAUUUUAACUCAUAAAAAAAACCGGCCAAGUGCGAGUCGGACUCGUGCACGAAGGGUUCCGUAAAUUACAGUUAAAUCAACCUAUCUCAAAAACUAUAAGAGAUACUUUGAUCAAACCAAAAAUCGUUGAAAGAGUUAAUUAGCAUGCAUCACCUCUAUUUUUUUUAGAAUUUUAUACCCCGUAGUUAUAAAAAUAGAGGGGGGGGGACAUACUUUUUACGACUUUGAGAGCUGAUAUCUCAAAAACCGUUCACUUUAAGAAAAAUGUUUUUUAGAAAACUUUAUAUCAUUUUAAAAGACCUUUCCAUUGAUACCCCACACGGGUAUGUACAUCGAAAAAAAAAAUUUCAUCCCUCAGUUACAUGUAUGGGGGGCCCCACCCCCAAUUCUUUUUUUUACUAUUUAGUGUCAUAUUUUUGUAGCGGUUCAUACAACACAUAUUCCCAUCAAAUUUCAUCACUGUAGUACUUAUAGUUUCCGAGUAAAUCGGCUGUGACAGACGGACAGACGGACAGACGGACAGACGGACAGACGGACAGACGGACAUGACGAAACUAUAAGGGUUCCGUUUUUGCCAUUUUGGCUACGGAACCCUAAAAAGCGGCUUAAUUACAUAACAAAUAGCAAUCAGUUGCUUUUAAAAAUAAUUGUCAUUGUUAUGUAAUUAGGCUGCUUUGUGAAACACAUGCACCUGUGUCGUGUUUAACUACUAAAUUGGAGAUUUAAACUGACUAAAUACAUAGGUAAUUUUGCAUUAUAUUUUAUUUAAAAAUGUUGCAAAAUUGUCUAUGCAGAUUUAUCUUAAAUUAAGAUUUAAAUUAUUAAAAUAUUUAUUUACAUAAGUUUAAAAAAGUGUAUCAUUUAUUUACUGAUAAGAUUCAAUGUUGUAUGGUGUAAAUAGUUGUAAGUCUUAUGUUUCUACUUCUAACUUAAUAUAUUCUUCAGGACCAGGACUUUAUAAGAUGCAGAAAGUAAGAUAGCACUCUACUUUUAACUAAAAAAACGAGAUAUUACGAUUUUUCGAUAAUUUUAUAUCGAUAAAUCGUAAAAUAUCGAUAAAUAGCCUUAUUUUCAAAUGCCUUAUUUCGAAACUCAUUAGUGUAUAGUUUAAAAACAUUUCUCCUAGAUUGUUAGCUAUAAAUAGUAAUGUUUUGAUCGUUCUGUUAUUAAAAUUUGAUAUUUUAUCGUCAUAAAUGGAUAUAUUAUUUAAAAUUUUAAAGUUGGUAUAUACUAAAGAGUUUUACAUAUCAAAUACACAAUUAUUCGCGUGUGAAACCGAUUCAAAUGUUUAUUUUAUUCAGGCGUUAAUGUUAUUUAUAAUAUUCGUACGUUAGUCAUUCUACUGAUAACUUUAACACAAUUAAUUUUGUUGAUAAAGUCAAAUGAUAGUGGGGGACCGGUUUGAGCAAGAAGAGUUGAUCUUUUUAUUGUUCUUUGAAGUUGCUAUCUAUUUUACAACCCGAGUCAGGGACCUAUGUGUGUUCACAGCGUUCUGUGAAACUUGAAGAAAGAGCGCUAUAUUCACAAUUAUCGUCUCUCUCGCUCUCGCGUUAUCGAUACGGGCGUUUGCCUGGUUUCCAUUGGCACAUCAUUAUUAAACAAUUCAUUAUCAAAAAAUGUCUUGAAACUAAGGCCUUAACAAAAUUCGUUUUGCUAAAAUUUUACGUUAAACAUAUAAUGGUGCUCCAUUGGGAUAUCUUCAUUCUGAACUCAUAUUCGUGAAAAGUCUUUUAUAUAAUCAUAGUUGAUUAUUCAAUGAUUUUAGUCGAUUUAGUGUUAUACAAGAUUUUUGAAUAUUUGAUACUUAGAUAAAGUCUAGAUGAUAUGACUUCUAAAGUAGACGCCAGAAAUGCGCAAAAGUAAAUUGAAAAACUGUAAAAUUGCCUUUUUAUUAAAAGGUGAGUUAAUAUUGAUAUCUGGCGUCAAUAGUUCUAUAUUCGUAAUGGUUGCUCUAGUUAUUCUUCGAAAUACAGCCUAGUCGUAAAGAAGGAAGGCUCAUUCGGAAUUUCGGAAGAAAAUUGCAGCAACCAAUGUAUAAAGAAGUCAUUCGAUAUUCUCACACUCCAUUUUAAAGGAAAGCAGGGAAACAGCUAGCGUUGGAAUUUAUUUUUGUUAUUUAUCCUCGAAAUUGUUGUCUCGAAAAUAGUUUUGGUUGAAUCGAUUUCGAAAAUGUCUUUGUAAGUUAUAUACAAACUAAUUAAUUGUUCUACAUAUACUCGAAUACAGACAUUUUUUUGACAGUUAUAAAUAUAAUUCGAUUAGUUUUCAACUCGAAUAUUUACAUAAAAUAAGUGCUAUGUUUAUUUAAAUAAAAUAAACAUUUUAAACCCAUGUUAUUUUUCUUUAAAGAAUCGUUAUUGUCAACAUCAGUUGUUAAUGUUUAUUUCUCGAAAUUUUUAUUAGAUUAUUUUGGAAAUUGUAUUAAGCGCUGUGUUUAAAUGUAUAAGUAAAUGUGUGUACUUGGAUAUAAAGGGUAUUUAUCAUAUAGAUGUCGUGCCGGAGUGGUUUAUAUCAGACUUAUAGAAUGUUCUAUGUAGAUAGAUAUUAUACCUGUUUGUGUGUGUGCGUGGGAUUAUUUUUCUCAACAAGUACAAUGCCUGGUGCAAAAAUAUUAAAAUAAAUUACCUAUAGCAUGUUGCUAUGUUUAAUCUACGUCGUAUAAAAAUGCCUGGGGACGUUUUAUGAAAAGGGUUCCACGCACACACAGAAACAUUUGAUUGUGUAAGUGUAAUAUCAUGUUUUAUAACUAUUAUAUCAUAUUUUAUGGAACGUUGAUGUGUGGGUAAGUUCCCGUGUUCUUCAAGUAUUAAAUCCAUAUAUUCUAAGUAUCUAGUUGUACUAUCUGUAUGUUGUAAUAUCAUCCUUAUGUACUUGACAAUAAGGUCGAUUACAAUUUUUAAAAAAUCAACUACUUCGCUGUCGUGAAAUAUAUGCAAAUACAUAAUGUAAUUUUAACGUUGAUAUUUCAUAUGUUGGUGUAUGAACAUUCUACCUAAUAUAAUUUGGAAAAAUAAUACGUAACUUGCUCAUUUAGAGCUUUUUAAUAUAUUAUUUCUAAUCAUAUUCACAUUUUACUCAAAGUUAUGUAACUUUUGUAUGUACUUUUGAUUAUGUAUUUGUAUAUAUUUUCACGAUGGCAGUGUUUCAGCACAAUACAGAACAAGUAGGCUUAAUUCUAAACAGAAAUUAAAGUAUCUUGGAACAUGAUAUUAUAUUAUUUUCAAAACUAAAAGCUAAGCUGAUCAAAAUAUGUUUCUUGUUAUAUUGUCAAAAGUUCGAGAUUAAUUGAAUACUAUCAGUAUUUCAAAUGACGAUUGUUUUGGUAUAACAUCAUGUUCUCAGGCUAAAAAAAAAUAUUGAAGGAAAUAGCACUUUCAUCACUCAAAAAAAAAAAUUGAAAUCUAUUGUCACCUACAACAAUAAGGAACAUAAAUAAAUUAGAUUCAGUUGUGUUCUUACUGACGACGAAAGCACUAUUUCCUUUACUAAAAUAAGGCUGACCCCUGUACGCGCGUUUCUUGAGAGUCCACACGUCGAUUUACGCUCGUAAACGCCAUGCUCCCGCCGCGUCAUCGCAGCUUCCACGUGACGUUCACGCUCAAGAAACGCGCAAUGUAUUGUCAGCCUUACCCGACCUUACAUUUUUAAGUUGCCUACAUAAAAAAAUACGUAAGUAACUAAUGUAAGCGACUUACAUAGACGUUUUUGUAAAUCGUAAGCUACUUACGUAACUUACGAGUGUAAGGCAGGUAUAAAGCUAAGUAUUGUGCCUACAGUUCCAUAUUGUAUUGAACACGAGUUUAUCUAACUUGGGUAUAUGUCGUUGUGAUACUGUACUGUGUCUAUGCUACUCAACGAGACUUUACUACACGUGGAUUAAAUACUUUGGCAUAUUUUAAUGUAA
This is a messenger RNA of Helicoverpa armigera (cotton bollworm), 8371 nucleotides long. RefSeq names its product Phosphopantothenoylcysteine synthetase (gene Ppcs). Gene Ontology annotation, cellular component: cytoplasm; nucleus. Lineage: Eukaryota; Metazoa; Arthropoda; Insecta; Lepidoptera; Noctuidae. Gene Ontology annotation, biological process: coenzyme A biosynthetic process. Bases 318 to 1286 code for a protein of 322 amino acids. The record is from RefSeq and is a predicted model, not a curated record. The transcript is spliced from 7 exons. Gene Ontology annotation, molecular function: phosphopantothenate--cysteine ligase activity.